AAAGAGGAUACGUUCACGGUGAAUUUUAUUAGACUCUAACUUGGUAUCAGAAGCUGUAUUUUUUUCUCCUCCAUCUCCGUUCAUGGCUUCUCCCAAAUCCUCUUUUCAUCCGGCUUUGGCCAUCUCCAACAUCAAAAACUUUAUUCCCAUCACACUAGAUCUUGAUAAUUGUGAUUACGCUUCUUGGGCAGAGCUGUUUAAAAUCACGGCCCGAGCAUACCAGGUGCUUGACCACAUCGUCCCUUCUACCGAUGAUGGCUCAUCCGCCACCGCCUCUACCGACCCAUCUCUCACACUUGAACAGCGUCAAGCUCGUGACGCAGCCAAGGCCGAGGCCGAUGCUCUAUGGUCUCGUCUCGAUGCCGUUGUUUUGCAAUGGAUCUACGGGACUAUUUCCCAUGACCUUUUGCACACCAUCAUCGAGGUCGAUUCCACCGCCCAAGACGCGUGGGAUUCUCUCACCGAUUUGUUCCAAGAUAACAAGCACUCGCGUGCUGUUUAUUUGGAAAACGAAUUCUCCAACACGAAGCUUGAUCAAUUCCCGGAUGUCGCUGCAUACUGCCGAUCGCUGAAAGGCCUUUCCACCAAGCUCAAGAACGUCGGUGCCAAGGUCGACAAUGAUCGCCUUGUUCUGCGCAUGGUAAACGGGCUGUCCUCUGUUCCGGGCUUUGAUACCGUGGCCUCUUUGAUUCAGCAGAAGGAGCCUCUUCCUCCGUUUUCUAAGGCUCGCUCGAUGGUAAUACUUGAGGAGUCCCGCCGCAAUCAAUCAAACUCCCCUGCCACCGCUCUUGUUCAUACCGGCGAUGUCACACCGGCACCAACCGCGACUCGUGGAGGCCGUGGAGGAUCACACCGCGGUGGGCGAGGCCGCUCUUCUUCUCAACGCGGCGGCGGGCGCGGCCGGCAGCCGGCCCGCGUGGACUCCUCUCCGUCUUCCGGCCAGUGGCCCCCACCCCCUCCUUGGGCCUACUGGUUACAACAACCCGGUUGGGGUACCCCUCCAUGCCCAUACCCAGGACUGCCUUGGAAUAAUCAGCCCCUUCAACGUCCUUCUGGAGCUGGCAUACUAGGCCCUCGUCCGCAGCAGGUCCACGUGGCAGAACAUGCACCGACUGAUUUGGCCGCAGCUAUGCACACGAUGAAUUUAUCUCCUCCCGGUGACCAAUGGUAUAUGGAUACUGGGGCUUCAUCAAAUAUGACGGCCUCUCCAGGACUUUCAGACGGGCAUUCCAAUCAUGCGGUCUAACAGUAUUGGCGAAUUGUAUCCGCUUCACUCAUCUUCUCCGCACUCACUACAGCAGUCCGCGUUCGUUACAGUCCCGGCCCAAGUUUGGCAUGACCGUCUUGGCCACCCCGGGGCCCCUAUUUCCAAAUUUCUUAGUGCAAAUAAAAUGUUACCUUGUAACAGACCCAUUUCCCAUUUAUGUAAUUCAUGUCAAUUAGGCAAACACAUUAAAUUGCCUUUCUCUUCCUCUGAAUCUUUUACUUCUCGACCAUUUGAAAUAAUUCAUAGUGAUAUUUGGACUUCACCUAUUAUUAGUACACUUGGUCACAAAUACUAUGUUAUUUUCAUUGAUGAUUUCACCAAAUUUAUUUGGACAUUCCCUAUGCAAUACAAAUCCCAAACCUUCUCUA
Molecule: messenger RNA, 1635 nt
Organism: Cuscuta epithymum
Lineage: Eukaryota; Viridiplantae; Streptophyta; Magnoliopsida; Solanales; Convolvulaceae
Source: the annotation of a GenBank genome assembly